This is a messenger RNA of Radiomyces spectabilis, 3956 nucleotides long. RefSeq lists its product as uncharacterized. Gene Ontology annotation, cellular component: G protein-coupled receptor heterodimeric complex; membrane. The transcript is spliced from 14 exons. The coding region runs from base 251 to 3823 and encodes 1190 amino acids. Lineage: Eukaryota; Fungi; Mucoromycota; Mucoromycetes; Mucorales; Radiomycetaceae. The record is from RefSeq and is a predicted model, not a curated record. Gene Ontology annotation, molecular function: G protein-coupled GABA receptor activity. Gene Ontology annotation, biological process: gamma-aminobutyric acid signaling pathway; G protein-coupled receptor signaling pathway.
CUGCCUUUCUUUUUUUUUCCAGAUGGAUAACUUUUUACUUUCGUUUUGGCUUCCCUCCUCCCUUGAUUCUCGUCCCCCUUGAACUUUUUGAUAUUCAUGCCGAUGCCCAUACUGUUUCGAAAAUGCCCCUUGCUCUUUUACUUCUUUUUUUUUCCCUUUUUCUUGUUUCUUUUCUUCUCGUCUACGUAAAAUCCAAUCACUGUUUGACAACAAAGAAGGGAUCCAGUCUUCUCUUGUUGUCUUGAUAAAAAUGACGACCUUGUCGAAUUCGUCACCAUUGCCACCACCAUCACCAGCAUUCACUGUCACGGAUUAUGAUGGCACCAUUGCCAGCUUAAAAAACUCGUCCAAUUUCUCAGAUUUUGUGGCAAAUGAAAAAGAUGGACUUGUCUAUCUCUCGCCUCGUGAUGUUCACCAGAAUCUUGUGGAACUCAAAAUCGGUGUUCUACUUCCCUUUCACCAAGCUGAUAACAAUUCCACCAAAGAAUAUACUUUGAGUGGUGUGGCGGCAGUUCGUAUGGCCGCCGCGGAGAUCAACGCACAACGGUUGAUUCCAGGGGCUUACAUUACGCUGAUCGAAAAGGAUUCCUUCCCUGACAAGGUGCCCGAUCAAACCGCUAUUACCCAGGCCGUAUUUUCCACCGUCGCCUUGAUCCAAGAAGGUGUCAUUGGUGUUAUUGGCGAUAUUUCGUCUUCAUGGACCUCUUUAUCCGCUCUCAUGACAAGUACACUCCAAAUUCCUCAAUGCUCUUUCACCGCCAGUGCAACCUCCUUAUCGGAUAAAUCCCAAUAUGGAUACUUCUUUCGGACCGUCCCGACCCGAUUGUUGUACGUCGACGCGGCCGUAUCGUUCAUCGUCAACCAAAAAUGGCCUAUCAUUGGCAUUCUUUACACAAAAAAUAAUGCCGGUCAUCAACUUUCCGAUACCAUGGUAAUCAAAGCCAAAUUAAACGGGAUCCGCGUCCGCGCUUAUCAGCACUUUAUUGAUCACGGUCCCAACAGCAAUCUCGAGCAAUCCAUUGAUGCCCUGAUGAAAAAUGGAGUACGCAUCAUCUUCUUGGCCGCCGAAGGCGAAGCUCGUUUAGCUGCAUUGACCGUCGCUGCUCACAUGGGCCACGUGAACAAUGAAACUGUCUGGAUCACCACCGGCGAUUUAGUGCCUGAUAAAUUGUUCAGCGUCGUGCAACAUUUCAAUGACGCUAUUCUUCAUCGACGCAAUGGCUCCGACAUCCCUUGGCAUACCAAUACCACUCAGCCAUCGUCCUCGUCCUCCUCUUCCGACGGAGAGCCCAAAUUCGAUCUUGUGCUACAUGCCGCCCUCCAAACAGAUCGAUUGGUGCCUAUCGAAUAUACCUCGGCUUUUUCAGGAGGUGUAUUUUGGUUUGAACAAUGGAUGGACUUGGCAGGUUAUGCUCCCUACGAUGACUUUAUGGAUAAAUGGUUACGUCUCAAUCCCUCGAUAUAUCCUUAUGCGGGACAACGUAACGUUAGUGGAAUAGAAGGACUGGCGUAUUCGUGUAUGAUGGUCAUGGCCCGUGGUUUCAGUCAGCUUUUGCGCAACGCUACAAAUGCCACAGAUACGCUCGGACUUUUAGCCACCAACCAGCUCGACCCUCCCGUGACGCCUUCCAUGUUUAAUACAGGCUAUGUAGGACCGGACGGACCUAUUCUAUUCGACCAAAACGGGGAUCCUGCUGUUGGAAAUUUCUUGGUGUAUAACCUUCAAAAUGGGUCUGAAGUGGAAAUUGGUCACAUCCUGGGCGGGCAACUGAACCUGACCUCAAAUCCGGUUUUCCAUGAUGGCACCACCUCGCCUCCCUCGGGUGCGCCUACAUCUGUCUCUCUUAACCCGGGCCUCUCUUCGCCGGCGUCACUGGCGGUGGCCUCCUUUGCUUCCAUUGGCACUCUAUUAGCCAUUGUCACCAUCAUCAUUAUUGUCAUUUACCGACACCAUGAAGUUUUCAAAGCGUCCAAUGUCCUUUUCUGCGUUCUAGAGGUGAUUGGAUUGAUUCUAUGUUACAUGUCCAUCUUUUUUUAUACCUCGUAUCGCACAUCAUUCACAUGCAGUAUGUUGCCAAUCUGCUUUCACAUUGGAUACUCCCUUGCGCUAUCGAAUAUGAUUGCCAAGAAUUACACGAUCUACCGAGUAUCGAACAAUGUCUAUGUCAACCAAAUUGUCAUCACCAAUAUGCAAUUGUUAAAGGUGGUUGGUAGCGUUGUUGGCACUCACAUGUUGCUGGUCAUUGCCUGGUUUGCGUUUGUUCGUGUGAGUGCGGUGGAGAAGCCGGUGUCAAUGACUACCUAUUACAUUGUAUGCUCUUACAACGGUCCCGCACACGCGAGCUUCUUGUGGUUACUGUCUCUAUUUGCAGCUAGCCAGUUGAUCGUCGCCACAUGGCUUGCCGUCAAAACCAAGUCCCUCGCACCUACUUAUACACACUACAAUGAAACCAAACAGAUCAACAUGACCAUCUACAACAUAUUUUUCUCCGCACUAAUUGGGUUCACCAUUUACUGCGUGCCCACUGCCGACUCUUACACGCGCGCAUUCCUGACGGAAAUUACCAUCGUGUGGGCGACCACGUUCUCCUUGCUCAUGUUAUUUUUACCCAAAUUUCGUGCCAUUUUCUUUCGGCGCAAAUCACGUCGAAGAACACCCUACCACCGACCGCCGCAACCCAAUCAAAGCCGCCGUCCUUCCCGAUUCGAAACCCAGGACCUGGAAACGCGUCAAACCCUUGGUGGGGAACUCAUUAGUCUCAACGGCAUGUUAUCGAAACCCGGAGCAUUGUUAUCUGGCUCCCACUUUUCACCCGUUGGGUCACUCCAGUCACCAUCUCCCGACGCGGACAAUAUCGUACAAUCCCAAGGUAUUGUCCUUGAAGCCCAUAAAGCACAAAUUCCCAUUCAGGUGAGCUUUAAAUGGUUUCCAUUUCUCUCGGCUUGGGAUAUGAAGAACGUUAUCCUGUUUCCUCGUGUGGGUUACUUUUCUUUCUUUUCGGAAGCCACCAACAAAGGCAAAGUAUUCAGUUACACGCAUGCGACCAACGUGUCGUCGUCGUCCACUGAAGGUCAUGUACUCAAAGUGCAUGGAACCGGAUUUUACGAUGUUUAUAUUCAGUUAGCCACGCGUGACGAUGCUGAAUGCUGGCACACAUGGUUCAACUCCAAGGAUCCCGGUUUUGACCCUGAAAACACGUUGCUCACAAGCCGAUCGUGUCUUACGACGCGGUCGACUAUGGUGGCUUCCACCGAUAAGAAAUCGGAUUCGACGCAAAAACUGAAAAAGGAGGAUUCAAGCGAUCGAUAUCUGCUGGAGAGACAAGAAAGUGGCAUUACAAUUGAAACCGUGGAAAGUGCGGUGUCAACUCUUCACCGGUUGCCGUCCCCACUUCAAAUCGCCGAUCAGCAUCCAUACUACAUGCAUGUCCCUUCACCGUCUACCCUGACGCCCGGAUCUGAUAUAGGAACAAGUCCGUCAACCGAUCGACCCACUGCUGACGGUGAUACGCCAAGUAGUAGUUCCUUUUUAGUACCGCCAUCCCCUCUGCGAAGUCCGUUAACGCCUGCGUUUGAUACCAGUCGACGUAUGUCAUCGCCUUUGCAUCACCCUCCACGCUCCAAUAGUCAACACAGUCUUUUUGCCGCUCAUCAUGUCUCAAGAAGACCGAGCCAUCAACAGUUACUACAAACACCGUCACCACCCUUCAAUUCUUCCUCUCGCCGACCCUCCGACACUGGUUCCUGCUACAAAUCGUUCACGGCAUACGUGUCCAUUACACCUUCCUCAGCGGAUCGUAGACUGGAACGCAGACACUCAUAAACUAUUCAUCGCUCACGAUCAUCCUAAUACAACUACUCAUCCAUAGAGAGAAAUAUUUAUUGAACAAAUGAAGCAUGCAUAAUAUUGCCACAAAUUAUUCUUCUCUCUCUUUUUGUUACACACAAGCAAGUGC